GUGAGAUUUGGGGAAGAGGGACGCCAAAAUUGACUUUCAAGCUCCGGAAACCUACGUCUUUCAUGUCUUUCAACCUCCGCUGUUUUUGAGUUGCAAAUGAUCAGGGACUGGUGGACUGCAGGCAGCCGGUGCUGUUGCCUGGAAGUAGAUUUCCAUCUUUUCCGACACUAGUUUGAAGGGGCAGUGUGUUCUGGAAGCGGGUGGCAGUAGGGAGGAGGAUGCUGUGAGCAGAGUUCUUUAGCUCCACUCCUCAGGGGAAGCCGAGCUGUGGGAGAGCCUUCUUACUGAGCGGACGGCGUGUGAAUUGGAAAGGAUCCUGAGAGCUGGCGGGUCCCAGUUCCUCUCCGGAAAAGCAGUCGCUCUCCCUUUCGGAGAUGCGCCUAACCUUCGCCUGCAUCACACUGCAUGCUUUAACACAUUAUUGAAACUACAAACAUCUACAGCAGUUUCAUGUGGACAGAUUGUGUGUUUUGAAAGCUUCAUAUAUUUCAUCAUGAAACAUGCCACUUGGGAUCUUUGAAGCAUAGAGUUCUGCCCAACACCUGAAUAAAGAAUCCCUUUCCUGGUAUGAAAGAGAACUUAUCUCCACCAUGACAAAUCAGGAAAAAUGGGCCCACCUCAGCCCCUCAGAAUUUUCCCAACUUCAGAAAUAUGCUGAGUAUUCUACAAAGAAAUUAAAGGAUGUACUUGAAGAAUUCCAUGGUAAUGGCGUGCUUGCAAAGUAUAAUCCUGAAGGGAAACAAGACAUUCUUAACCAAACCAUAGAUUUUGAAGGUUUCAAGCUAUUCAUGAAGACAUUCCUGGAAGCCGAGCUUCCCGAUGAUUUCACUGCACACCUUUUCAUGUCAUUUAGCAACAAGUUUCCUCAUUCUAGCCCAAUGGUUAAAAGUAAGCCUGCUCUCCUUUCAGGUGGUCUGAGAAUGAAUAAAGGUGCCAUCACUCCUCCCCGUACUUCUCCUGCAAAUACGUGUUCCCCAGAAGUAAUCCACCUGAAGGACAUUGUCUGUUACCUGUCUCUCCUUGAAAGAGGAAGACCUGAGGAUAAACUUGAGUUUAUGUUUCGCCUGUAUGACACAGAUGGGAAUGGCUUCCUGGACAGCUCGGAGCUAGAAAAUAUCAUCAGUCAAAUGAUGCACGUUGCUGAGUACCUUGAAUGGGAUGUCACUGAACUUAAUCCAAUCCUUCACGAAAUGAUGGAAGAAAUUGACUAUGAUCAUGAUGGAACCGUGUCUCUGGAGGAGUGGAUUCAAGGAGGAAUGACAACAAUCCCACUUCUUGUGCUCCUGGGCUUGGAAAAUAAUGUGAAGGAUGAUGGACAGCAUGUGUGGCGACUCAAGCACUUUAACAAACCUGCCUACUGCAAUCUUUGCCUGAACAUGCUGAUUGGUGUGGGGAAGCAGGGCCUCUGCUGUUCCUUCUGCAAGUACACAGUUCAUGAGCGCUGCGUGGCUAGAGCACCUCCCUCUUGUAUCAAGACCUAUGUGAAGUCCAAAAAGAACACUGAUGUCAUGCACCAUUACUGGGUUGAAGGCAACUGCCCAACUAAAUGUGAUAAGUGCCACAAAACAGUUAAAUGUUACCAGGGACUGACAGGACUGCAUUGUGUUUGGUGUCAGAUCACACUGCAUAAUAAAUGUGCUUCUCAUCUAAAACCUGAAUGUGACUGUGGACCUUUGAAGGACCAUAUUUUACCACCCACAACAAUCUGUCCAGUGGUCCUGCAGACUCUGCCCACUUCAGGAGUUUCAGUUCCUGAGGAAAGACAAGCAACAGUGAAAAAGGAAAAGAGUGGUUCCCAGCAGCCAAACAAAGGAUCUGAUAGGAACAAAAUGCAAAGAGCCAACUCUGUUACUGUCGAUGGACAAGGCCUACAGAUCACUCCUGUUCCUGGAACUCAUCCGCUUUUAGUUUUUGUGAACCCCAAAAGUGGUGGGAAGCAAGGAGAACGAAUUUACAGAAAAUUUCAGUAUCUACUAAAUCCUCGACAGGUUUACAGUCUUUCUGGGAAUGGUCCAAUGCCAGGGUUAAACUUUUUCCGGGAUGUUCCUGACUUCAGAGUGUUAGCCUGUGGUGGAGAUGGAACCGUGGGCUGGAUUCUGGAUUGCAUAGAAAAGGCUAAUGUAGUCAAGCAUCCUCCAGUUGCUAUUCUGCCUCUUGGGACUGGCAAUGACCUAGCGAGGUGCCUGCGAUGGGGAGGAGGUUAUGAAGGUGAGAAUCUGAUGAAAAUCCUAAAAGACAUUGAAACCAGCACAGAAAUCAUGUUGGACAGAUGGAAGUUUGAAGUCAUACCUAAUGACAAAGAUGAGAAAGGAGACCCAGUGCCUUACAGUAUCAUCAACAAUUACUUUUCCAUUGGUGUGGAUGCCUCCAUUGCACACAGAUUCCACAUCAUGAGAGAGAAACACCCAGAGAAAUUCAAUAGUAGAAUGAAGAACAAAUUUUGGUAUUUUGAGUUUGGCACAUCUGAAACUUUCUCAGCCACCUGCAAGAAGCUCCAUGAAUCUGUAGAAAUAGAAUGUGAUGGCGUACAGAUUGAUCUAAUAAACAUCUCUCUGGAAGGAAUUGCUAUUUUGAAUAUACCAAGCAUGCAUGGAGGAUCCAACCUCUGGGGAGAGUCUAAGAAAAGAAGAAGCCAUCGAAGGAUAGAGAAGAAAGGGUCUGACAAAAGGACCACACUCACAGAUGCCAAAGAGUUGAAGUUUGCAAGUCAAGAUCUGAGUGAUCAGCUGCUGGAGGUGGUUGGUUUGGAAGGAGCCAUGGAGAUGGGGCAAAUAUACACAGGACUGAAAAGUGCUGGCCGAAGACUGGCUCAAUGCUCUUCUGUGGUCAUCAGGACUAGCAAGUCUCUGCCAAUGCAGAUUGAUGGGGAACCAUGGAUGCAGACACCAUGCACAAUAAAAAUCACACACAAGAACCAAGCCCCAAUGCUGAUGGGCCCUCCUCCAAAAACCGGGUUAUUCUGCUCCCUCGUCAAAAGAACAAGAAACCGAAGCAAGGAAUAAUCUUCUAUGAUUUUGUUCUUAGAAAUUUAAUUAGAAUAAUUGGGCCAUGGAGCAUUUAUGCUGGAAAUCUUCAAACCAUUUCAAGUCUUCUGUUCAUGCAAAAUCAUGGAAUUGGUUUAAUAGAUUGUGUUUCUGAGCUAAUGUAGAAUUCAGCUAUUAGAAAAUUUAUUGUCUCAGUUUUUAUAGGCACCUUUGCAUGAAGAAAGCAGAAGUUUACAUGAAGUGGUACUGCAUAUUUUUGUUGCAUGCAUUUCCAAAGAGUUUUAUGUCUCCCACUGCAUCUUACUCAAUUUCCAUUUAUUAAUCUGUGAGAAAAACCUGUGAAACGUGAAAAGGAAAUACCAUGGGAAACACAAGUCUCAGUGUGAUUCUAAUUAUUAAUAAGCAUUAAUCAGUAAUGCUGCAAUGAUCAUAGUUGCAGAUUGCUAUACUUUUCCCUCUUAGUGUAUCAAAUGAUCUUUGAUGACUUAAGGAGACACUUUUAACUCAAAAGUUCUAUUCAAUAGUUGUCUAUGAUACUAAAUAGUUUUUCUUCAACAUCUUAACUCUUCUGAGUGGAAAUAAAUAUCAGGUAUAAGAUUUUCUUGUGCUAAAAAAUAGAAAAUGUUUUUUUUUAUUUUGUUCAUUGGUUUUUAAUUCCAAAAAAUGAAUUAAAAUAUGUUUCUUGGCAGUGAAGUGUGGUAAUAUGGCAAGCUUUAUCCCUUUCUGUAUGAGAAUAUAGAAGAAAAUUUAUAAUCACACCAGAAACCAAAUAGAUGUUUUAAAAUAUGUGCUUAAUUAAUGUGUUUCUCACCAAAUUUUCAGAAAAAGAUGCUUCAGAGAAAUGGGUUAAUGCAUAAUUAUAUGGAACAAAUUUAUGGUUCUUAUGAUUAAUUUUUGAGAGGUAACAUAUGGGAAGAGAGUGAGUUACCCAUUUAUUAUGAUCAAAAUUCUCACCUUUCAUAGACAGUAGGUCAUACAGCACAAAGCUUGAGCCAAUUUCUUGGUUAUUUGGUCCUUUAUAAAUAUAGAUGUCUUUAAUUUUUAAUGGAUCAGUUAAGUGCACUUGAAGAAAGUAAAUGAUUAUAUCAGUUCCCUUCUAGUAUAAAUUGGUAUCUGUAAUAAUAUUGAGCUCAUUGAAUCAAAUCAUGCAUGCAGUUAGCCCCCUCCCAUUCACGUAUUCCAGUCCCAUCUCUAUGACAUUUCAAAUGUUUAUUUGGAAAUAUUAAAUGGCCUAGAUCACUAUUUAAGGUGUUCAUGGCAUGGUUGGGUUCUUUGAUUAUUUAAAGAAAUCAUGGAAUUACUACUUUUCUUAGUGUUUCUUUAAGCUUGUGAUAUAAAAUGAAAUGCUUCUGAGCAGUCUUGGUAUUGUUCAUUCAUAUUGACUUGCAUCUCAUCAUUGCAUGUUUUAUGUUUUCAAACAUGCCAUAAGGAAAACAAGUGCUUGAAAUGCAUGAUUUAUUAGUUUUCCUCUCCACUCUGCAUUAAAGUGCCAAUGAUUUAUCAGUUCUAUUUUUCUAUUGAUUCAUUCAUCUUUGAAUAACAAAUAGCAUUUAGUGAUUCUGUUGAACACAAUCCUGUGCAUGGAUUUAUGGAUUUCAAGUGAAAUUGCUAUAAUUUUAGUUCUUUGGUUUGAAAACUCAACUGAAUGCUGUUAUAUCAAAUAGCUACUAUCAAGCAAUGUGGUAUAAUGGAAGAUUAUGUAUAAAACAUACUCUUUUAGUGUUUCAGGAACAUUGGAUGGUAAAUAUCAAUCAACAAUAAGUUUAAUUGCUUUAAAAAUAAAAGCUUUGAAUAAAAUUAAGACAUAAUUUAGCAUUCCCAGGAAAAUUAUGAUUACAAUUGCAAAUUUAGUAUAGCAAUCACUUACUGUAGUAUAAUAAUAACAAUAAUAAUAAUAAAAGUUAUUUGACAGAACAGUAAUCUAGACCAAAAGAAAUCUCAAAACAGUAACAAAUGCAUUACUGACAUAAUGUUACAUAACACACACAAUGAUUUUGUGUAUCUAUGGUUACAGGUAGUAAAUAUUUUCACAUGAAUUGACAAAAUUUUCUACAAUGGGCACUCAGGCUUUGUGUCAAAAACAUGUUUGAAGCCACAAAUUAUUUUAUGUUCAGUACAACAUACAAUUAUUUCUUGGCUACCUUUUAGAGUAGUAUAUCGUUUGAAGGCGGCAACAGUUUGUGAAUCCCUCUGAACAAUCUGUGCACUGCAAAGCUGUUAGAGAGACAGUGAGAUGAGGCAAAUUAAACAACCUGCCUACAUGAUUUCAAUAAUUGAAAGAAUGAGAUGCAGUUUUGCUUCGGUGUAGUUACAUACCUACAAUUAGUGCUAAUAGUAGUUACUCACCUGUUCAGUUCAGUCAGUUGGAUUCAUUGGUACCAUUAAGAAAUGUUGAAAUAUGAAUCCAAUUUGACUUUUCCCAAUUCAUUUUCAAAAGAUACUGCUGUUCUUGCCCUUCAAGUAUGCUACUCCUGGGGUUUGGAAAGUAGUUUUUAAAAAUCUACUUUGAUGGUUUUGAAAUCAGAGAAGAUAUUCUUUCUUUUAUAUGACAACUUCAUGUGAAGAAUAUAUAUUUUAAGUAAAAUUCUAAAUGGAAAGUUCUGUGACAUGUUAAAAUACUGAAUAAUGAAUGUUAGUUUUACAAAAUGGAAACUUUUCUUCAGUGUGUGUGGGUGAGCAUUUGAGUUGUGAGUCAACCUCUUUUAAGUAUAGUAGACAUAACGAUUAACAGUUUUAAGUGAAUAAAGCUCUUACAUGAAAAUUAACACUGGACCCAAGUAUGGGAACCAAAGAAAAAGGGAGAAAAAAGAUGCACACUGCUAAACACUGCCAUACUCAGUACUGAACAGUAAGUACUAAAUGCUAAGUUGGUAAAUGGGGAGAAUCCAGAAUAAACCAAGAUAGCCGCACUUUUAAGAAAUAGGAAUGGAUAUUUCUAUAUAACACCCAGAAAACUUAAAGGUUAUAAGUUUGUUUUCCCACUUUCAUGUGCAUUUAAUGUGAAAAGUGCCCAUCAGUUUUUUGUAGUGGAAGGAGAUAGCUUAUAGAAACUGAAAAAGAAAUAACAUUGUAAAGAAGUUUUUAAUUUAAAAAGGUCAUAUGAUCAUAGCUAAAAAAAAAUUAAAUGAAAAAAAAGGAAAGAAACCAUAGGUUUAGUCAUUUCAUUUCCUUGGACAGCCAAUGCAGGCAGAAAUGUACAUCCAGUGAGGACCAAUGAAUCAUAUACAUGUUUCUACAUUAUGUUCUGUUUUCCUUUUUGAAGAGGAUGGAGAGCAAUUAUAAUUUUCAGGGAAGAAUCUGUUUUGAAUGUCAGACUGUAUGCUACUUGAGUGGGACAAGAUUUUUAGAUGCUUCCAUUCCUUUUUGUGCUAGUGUUAGUUUGUCUUGCAUUGGUUAUAAAAAGGAAAAUGGACAUUUCAUGGCACAUAUACCACCAAAAAAUAUUAAAAGCAUUAUUUAUAUUCUACAUUAAAAGAUCAAACCCUUGUAAGAUACACCAAGGCUGUAAAAUUUAAGAAAAUAAAUUAAUGAAAAUCUGCAAAAGAUCUUCAUUUUGUGAAAGACAGAAAUCACCACUUAAAACUCCCAAUUAAAUUGUAUUGUAUUUAAAUAAAAUUUGAAUAAACCCACAUUUGAAAGUUUCUAUACAUUCUUAUUGUGUUUAAAAUGUCGGAUUCAGUUAAUUACAGUAUCUUAAUUAUUUUCUCAGAAAGUGUUAUAUAAAAUAUCCUGCUUUUUGAAAUAAAAGUGUUAACCACUUA
This is a messenger RNA of Marmota monax (woodchuck), 6745 nucleotides long. It is a transcript of the gene Dgkb, whose product is annotated as diacylglycerol kinase beta. NCBI's taxonomy places the organism in Eukaryota, Metazoa, Chordata, Mammalia, Rodentia, Sciuridae. Gene Ontology annotation, molecular function: calcium ion binding; ATP-dependent diacylglycerol kinase activity. Gene Ontology annotation, cellular component: plasma membrane. Gene Ontology annotation, biological process: diacylglycerol metabolic process; intracellular signal transduction; lipid phosphorylation. The transcript is spliced from 26 exons. Bases 591 to 3002 code for a protein of 803 amino acids. The record is from RefSeq and is a predicted model, not a curated record.